AUGACGAAGGAGAAGGUUGCUCUCGCUCCGGAUGAACAGCCAGUACCAACGAAAAAGGAGCGUAGGCUGAGGAUAAUCAAGCUUGCAGUCUCCCUCAUGCUUCCUGUGUUCCUCGAGACUCUUGACCAGACGGUCGUCGCCACAGCACAGACCAGAAUCGCGUCUCAGUUCAACUCCCUCGGAGAGCAGCAAUGGAUCGGGACAGCUUAUCUGCUCACAGCGACCGUUUUCCUCCCCAUAUUCGGGAGUAUCGCCGACAUUUUCGGACGGUAUUGGGCCCUGCAGCUCGCUACACUUCUCUUCAUCAUCGGCUCCGCCAUCUGCACAGGUGCGCAGAACAUGAUCCCCCUCAUCAUUGGUCGUGCCCUUUCCGGCAUCGGCGCAGGCGGGCUUACAACCCUCGCACGAAUCAUCCUCAACGACUCUGGCAACCUGAAAGACAACAACACCCAGACUGCGAUCCUCAGCUUGCUCUACGCAAUCGGUUAUGCCGUCGGCCCCGUCAUUGGUGGUGGACUCGCAACCGCGAACUGGCGUUGGUGUUUCGCUAUCAACCUUCCCUGCUGCGUACUCGGCAUGCUCGCAUCCUACUUCUUCCUCCGGCACCACCCAAACCCUGCUGCGCCCCCACCCGGGACGACCGCCAUCCAGAAACUCCAAAAGAUAGACUACGUCGGCGCAUUCCUGUUCGUCUCAGGCGGCGUACUCAUCAUCCUCGGUCUCUCUUGGGGCUCUCAAGAAGAGUGGAAUGAACCCAGGGUCAUCGCUGUCUUCGUCGUCGGUGGUGUCCUUGUCAUCCUCUUUUACCUCUGGGAACGGUUCCUGGAGCGUCGUGUCGCUGGGCCGCACAAGGAGGUCGCUUGGCUCGCUGAGCAGCCUAUGAUCCCUGCAGCUUUAUUCAAGGACCUCGACGUGAUCGCUACCAGUGUGAUCAUCUUCGGUGGCGGGAUGCUUAUGUUCGGCAUGUUCUACUUCGUCUCCACCUACUUCAUCAUCGUACAAGGCUAUUCCCAGAUUCGCGCCGGUCUCGUCCUUCUCGCCUUCACCCCAGGUCUUGGGGUCGGAGUCAUGAUCUCCCGCCGCGUCAUCCUCGUGACGAAGCAGGCGAAGUACGUCUGCGUUGUGGGGGCCUUCCUCGCACCGAUUGGUGCGGGUCUUACCGGCAUGGCAAUGCAGAACGGGAACACCACUGAGCUAUAUGUGUUCACUGCCAUUGUCGGACUCUCAUGCGGCCUGGUCAUCCCCAGCACCGCAAUCCAACUCCGGUUCACCCACCAGUCGGACGAAGUCGCCACCGUCGUCGCGCUCAGCAUGUUCUUCCGCACGAUGGGCGGCACGGUAGGUCUUGCUCAGAUGGGCGCGGUGCUCAACGCCAAAGCACGAGACUCUCUCCUUGCUGCUGCCUAUUUGGGCCAGUAUACCGCUCAGGAGAUCGGAGAGGCCAUCGCCGCGCUCGUCUCGCAGGACCUCAUCCAAGGCCUUCCAGAACACGUUCUCAACCUGGUGAGAAGCUCCAUGUCCAACGGUGUGUACUGGAGCUUUAUCUCUCUCAUCCCUUGGGUCGGCGUGGGCGCUCUCAUCUCCCUUUUCAUGUCUCGGCACCUCAUGUUCGAGGAGCCUCAGAACUAG
Molecule: messenger RNA, 1629 nt
Organism: Dacryopinax primogenitus
Lineage: Eukaryota; Fungi; Basidiomycota; Dacrymycetes; Dacrymycetales; Dacrymycetaceae
Product: MFS general substrate transporter
Exons: 3
Coding region: 1-1629 (542 amino acids)
Biological process (GO): transmembrane transport; basic amino acid transport
Cellular component (GO): fungal-type vacuole membrane
Molecular function (GO): basic amino acid transmembrane transporter activity
Source: RefSeq, a predicted model, not a curated record